AUGUCUUAUCAGAAAGAUGUCCUAAGAACCACAGGGAAGCUGGCUGUGAAAACCAGCGCCCUCUUACAGAUUGGGGUUGGGACUCUGGCCAAUAUCAUUCUCUUCUUCUAUAAUGUCUCUCCAAUCUUGCUUGGCCACAGGCAGAGGCCCACACACGUGGUUCUCACCCACAUGGCUGUGGCCAAUCUCUUGGCUCUUCUCUCCAGUGCAAUUCCCCACACGACAGCUGCUUUUGUUUUGAGGAGCCCCCUGUCCUCUGUCGGGUGUAAAUUUUCAUAUUAUAUAUACAGAGUGGCUCGAAACACCACCAUGUGUUCCACCUGUGUCCUCAGCACCUAUCAAUUCUUCACUCUCAUUCCCGGGAGAGUGGAGUGGACGAUGCUCAGAGGAAGAACACCUAAGGUCAUUGGUCCAUUCUGUUGUACCUGCUGGAUGAUCAGUUUCUUAACGAAUGUCUUUAUUCCUGUGAAAGUCGCUGGUCCACAGGACAUGGAAAAUGAUACUGACGUCCAAGGGAAGUGGUUCUGUCCAUCCUCAAAUUUCACUUCACGCAUGGUUAUCUUGUUGUCCAUCUCUGAUGUCAUGUUUAUUUUCCUCAUGGUCUGGUCGGGUGGUUCCAUUGUGCUUCUCCUGCACAGACACCACCAGAGAGUGCAGCAUAUUCACACCCCCAAUGGCUACCACAAAUGCCCACCAGAGACCAGAGCCGCCCACACCAUCCUCAUGUUGGUGGUCACUUUUGUCAUCCCUUACAUGCUGAAUUCCAUUCUUGCUUUUUAUAUCACUGCCUUUUUAGAUGCUCGUCCAUGGUUGAUGCACAUCUCUCAUAUUUUGGCUUUAUGUUUCCCCACUUUUAGCCCCUUACUGCUGAUCCUUAGGGAUCCCAGAGCUCCUAGUUUCUGCUCCUGA
Molecule: messenger RNA, 909 nt
Organism: Diceros bicornis minor
Lineage: Eukaryota; Metazoa; Chordata; Mammalia; Perissodactyla; Rhinocerotidae
Product: vomeronasal type-1 receptor 1-like
Exons: 1
Coding region: 1-909 (302 amino acids)
Biological process (GO): G protein-coupled receptor signaling pathway
Cellular component (GO): membrane
Molecular function (GO): pheromone receptor activity
Source: RefSeq, a predicted model, not a curated record